AUGAGCCUCGAGUGUAUCUCAGACUCUGACUUGUUGGAUGCGGACGGAUCGCAAGGCUCCCAAGGUCCGCCGAUGACGGCAGUCGCAACAGAGCCGAUUCAGGUAACUCAAGUACAACAUGCAGUGCAGGGGUACAGCAGCUACUCCAAAGCUGCGCCCAGCGCGCCUCCGCAGGGGAGCCUGUGUUUGCCAAAGGCUAGCAUGGACUUGAGUCAUCAGCGAUCUCGAACUUGGGGAAGCAUCCCCCCUCCAAGCGCCGGUCGCUUGACGGUGCCUUCCAAGGAGUCUCCGCUUAAGCGGAGAUCAAUGCGACGUCUCCAGACCAUGCCAGCAGGUACUGGGAAUGACGACGACGAAUGCAAUGAAUUCGUGGAGCCCGCCGUUGAGAGCAGGCCAAUAGAGCAUUUGGAAGACCGCAAGAUCUACGACGUUUAUUACUGGGAGGAGGUCAUUCAGGAAGAUGGCGAUGGCGGGAAAGUUGUUUACUGCAGGAAGAAGGAUGAUGAGGUUGGAAGCGAAUUCAACAAGGUCAUGAAGAUUAAGUCCAAACUGAAGCUCCAGAAAGAAGGCUUCGCUAAAGAAUACCGACAAGUUAUUUUGAAAAUGUUGUCGCUGCCGCCGCAUCCAGGAAUAAUGCCAAUCGAAGAGGCAUUGGAAGACGACGCGUUUUACUACGUCGUCUCCCCUCGAGCGACAAGCAGCUUUUUUGCUGGCCUGCUCGUGGAGUUUCAGGAUGGCGUCGUUCCAGAAGCGGCUUUGAGGAGUCUUUUAAGGGAUAUCUUGGAAGCUCUCGACCAUCUCCAUAGCCACCGAGUGCUGCACCGAGACAUUAAGCCAGACAACAUGGUCUUGCAGGCCUACACUGACGAAGCAACAGGUGAGACGAAGAGGAGAGUGGUUCUCAUCGACUUCGACCACGCAGAUCCAGAUUUUACGUACUCGAACGAUGAGGAUCGAAUCUAUGGAACUCGACGCUUCAACGCACCCGAAUCGUACCUAUGCUGCUUUUCGAAGCAGACAGACCUCUACAGUGUAGGCGCUGUCUUCUACAUGUUGAUGACCGGAAAGAUGCCAUACGACGACGAGAUCUUCGAAGGCAUUGGAAAGCCCGUUGCCCCACCGGGAUCCAGGAUACCAAGUCCUCGGAUCGCCUGGCAAGAGACAUUUCAGAGACUCAAACAGGCAGAAGUGGAUUGGGAAUGCGACCCCUGGCCAUCGCAGCCAGUCAGCAAAGACCUAUGCAAGCAGCUCCUGUCCUUCUCGCCGGCGAUGCGGCCCAGGGAUGCCAGAGCAGCAUUGGCGCAUCCGUGGUUUUCAGAGUGCUAA
This is a messenger RNA of Symbiodinium sp. CCMP2592, 1326 nucleotides long. Lineage: Eukaryota; Dinophyceae; Suessiales; Symbiodiniaceae. The record is from the annotation of a GenBank genome assembly.